GGAACUUACCGAACAUCUACCGAAGAUUAAUAUACUGUGUGCAUCGACCGUGUUUGACAGGUUAAUAAAACCAAACAAUAAUUCUAUUUUCGUUUUGAUUAAACUGAAAUCAUUUUGGUUUGGUUUGCAGCAAAAAGAGGGGCACAAUGGGAGGAAAAUUAACAGACAAAGAUAUGGACCAGCUAGAACAAUGGAUAGGUACAGGUCCUAAAACAUUUACACUUCUCUACGCCAUUUCAAGAGAUGGAUGUAAUGCUACAACGUUUCACCAGAAAUGUGACAACCAGGGACCUACAGUCACAGUGCUGUAUAACCCACAAGGAUCAGUGUAUGGAGGUUAUGCUCCUGUCAGCUGGAAUAGUGUUUCUGGCCAGUAUAUCAACAACACUUCUGCUUUUCUGUAUCAGCUACGAUUUAGUGGAAAUGAGAAUACUACAAAAUUCCCAAUAAAAUCAUCACAUUAUCAGUAUGCUCUCUGCUGUGACCCAUCAUACGGUCCAACAUUUGGUGGUCAUGACAUCCACACUUUCUCAAGCACAGUGAACAGCUCGGGCACGUACUUUGCUCUUAAUGGUUCCACAAGCUUUGGUCACUCUUACGACAACCAGGGUUUAACUAUAAACAACAUCAAUAAUGGCAAUUUGAACGUCACGGAGCUAGAGGUCUACAAAGUUAGUUAUAGUCAGAGAGUCUCAAAAUCAGAACCUUGGCGAAAAACCAAAGCAUGGAAUAAAAAAUUUCUGGAUGAGCUUACAGAGGAUAUAGUAGCUUUCAAACCUCUAGAAGAUUUGAAUGUCAAGGACGCAAGAAUCUUGAUGAUCGGUCCAGUUGGAGCCGGCAAGUCAAGUUUCUAUAACACCAUCAACUCCAUAUUCAGAGGUCGCAUUACACAGAGGGCAGGCAGUGGUAGCGCGGAACAAAGUUUAACGACAGCAUACACGCCUUACAAGGUGAAGGUAAGGUCAGGUGCUACGCUUAACUUUCGGUUGUGCGACACACGUGGUUUAGAGGAAUCACAAGGACUAGAUGUUAUGGAAUGUAAUUACUUACUAGAUGGAAACAUUCCAAAUUACUAUCAGUUCAAUCCGGCUAAACCAAUCACUCCAAAGAGCCAUGGUUUCAAGGCAAAUCCCAAACCAGAUGACAUGAUUACAUGUGCAGUAUUUGUUAUGGACGCUACAACACUUGAAGUGAUGUCGGCAAAAAUCACAGAGAAAAUGAAAAGUUUCCAAACCUUGAUGAAUCAGAGAGGUGUGCCACAAAUCAUUCUACUAACGAAGAUAGAUAAACUAUGUAAAGAGGUUCAGGCAGAUAUUUCCACGACCUACAAGAACUCUGUGGUUGAGAAACACGUGGAUAAAGCUUCACAAUUGCUAGGACUACCACGUGCUAAUGUACUUCCGGUGAAAAACUACGAGAACGAGGUUGAGCUGGACGACAAUGUCAAUAUCUUAGCGCUGUUGUCUCUCCGACAGAUCUUGUAUCUUGCUGAAGAUUUUAUGGAAAAUGUGCUGGAGAAAAGAAAUGAUGAAGAAAUGGAAAUGGAAAAUCUGAAGCUAGAAAAUUAACUGAUUGACGUUGAUCUGUGUUCCAUUAAACUACAUUAGUAGUGUACCAUUUACAUUCAAGAUCAAAUUUGUUUGGAAGUUUAUCAGACUUUUAUCACUGCAGUUAAUCCUGAACUAAUGCUUUGAACAUCUUCAAGUGUAUAGUCAUACUUGCUUUAUAUUCUUAAUACAAAACUUGCUAUAUUUCAUUAUUAUAUUUGCCAAUUAUAUUAUAAUUUGAAACAACAAUUUAUAAUAAUUCAUGAAAUAAAA
This is a messenger RNA of Ruditapes philippinarum (Manila clam), 1820 nucleotides long. RefSeq names its product interferon-induced protein 44-like. NCBI's taxonomy places the organism in Eukaryota, Metazoa, Mollusca, Bivalvia, Venerida, Veneridae. Bases 147 to 1568 code for a protein of 473 amino acids. The record is from RefSeq and is a predicted model, not a curated record. The transcript has 7 exons.